AGCCAUUUUUGGCUCAAGCCAUUGUGGCUCAAGUUUGGCGCAAGCACGUCAUUAUUUGAGUCAUUCGUUUCUGCGGCACUCCAAUAUUUAGGUGUCUUUGCUUUAUUGCGGCGUUAUGCUUAUGCAUCGGGGAGUACGAUCAGCAUAUUUCAUUCUGUACGGACUGGUAAUGGGGGAAGAGUAAGUCGAAAUCGAAUGGCGCAACUGUUGUAAUUCACGUUGGACCCCACAAGACCGCUACGACAACAGUUCAACGGGAGUUGUCUCACCGGGCGUCCCUGCUGGAAGAAGACGGUUGGACAUUCCUGCGCCCUAGACAAUUCGGAAGUUUGAAAAAAGUGCAUAAUGAGGUUCAAGUCGCUAACGUAGCUUCGUGCUAUAGCGAGAAGGGAGUUCAAUGGGCUGUAAAUCAAGCCCGAACUUGUUUGGAUUGGCUAGAGUACAUUGACAAGCUCAGGGGUACCUCCCAUCACGUGGUGAUGUCAAGUGAGAUUUUCUCCACAUGGCCAUGCCAUAUCGCGCAGCUCGCCUCUGAUUUAAGGCACGUCGCUACUAAAAUCGUCGUGGUUUAUCGACCUUUCUACGAAUGGAUCGCAAGCGUCUACCGGGAAAGAAAUGCAAAAACAAUUUCAAAAGCAGGUUUCGCUUCUUGGUUGACCGAUUCAGUAAUGGAGGAGUGGGCAGCAAAUCGUUCUUCGACGUCAGUGUACAGUAGAUACGCGGCCCAUUUUUCUGACGUAGUGAUGCACAGCUUGGACUCCUCUCUUUUGGCAAAUAUUGCGUGCGAUGACCUUGGAGCUCCGAGGGCUUGUGCUUGGUUCCAGGGAGCAAAGGUGAGAAACGCCAACGUCAAACGAAAAGAAGAUUCAACAGGUGAAUGUCUCAGCCCUGCACAGCGGCAAACAAUGGAAACCAUAUCAAUUGAUCUUCAUCGGACGGCCUUUGGCAUAUUUGUACCUUUUCCGGCUUCCGAUUUCCAUGACCAGCUUUCCAAUUGUUUCGGCAACCGUUGAGCUAAAGUUUGGAGAGUCACGCCAGCAAAAGUCCGAUGAUACUGCACUCACGCAGCUGAAUCGCAGUCUGCGCGUGCCCGGCCACGGGCCAUUUGCUAGUAUCUGCCCGGACACGGGCCUCUAUUGUGAUUGCAUGAUUUGAUGCCUGAAGCAUCCUUUAUACAUAUAACGGCGCACCGGGUCCGGGGGCCCGGGGCCGGGACCCCGACCGCAAAUGUGGGCUCCGGGGGGCCCGGAGGCUCGCCGGGGCUUGCCGGAGGCCUCCCCCGUCAGACAAGACGGC
Messenger RNA from Prorocentrum cordatum, 1296 nucleotides. NCBI's taxonomy places the organism in Eukaryota, Dinophyceae, Prorocentrales, Prorocentraceae. The record is from the annotation of a GenBank genome assembly.